AUGACCCUCCCGAAGUCCUUCCCAUUGAAAAGCUCAUCCAACCUCCUCCUCCAACUCCCCUCCGUAGGCUUCGGCACAUGGGCCUCAGGCGAAACAUCAUGGGCAAAAGACUCCGUCCUCACGGCCCUCAGAGCCGGAUAUCGCCAUCUCGACUGCGCAUGGAUGUACGGCGUCGACCAACCCGUCAGUCAAGCGAUCAAGGAGUCUGGCAUUCCUAGAGAGGAGAUCUUCAUUACGUCGAAGUUCUGGCCACAUUUUGGAAGUCCGGAAAAUGUUGAAUUGUGUCUGGAUAAGGUGCUGGAUAACAUGGGACUAGAGUAUCUGGACCUGUAUCUGGCGCAUUGGCCUGUGGUCUGGAAACCGGCAUCGAGGCAGGCUCUGGAGAAGGCGCGAUCGGGACCGGAUACUACGAGAGAGGACAAGGGACAACUUUACGAUGGCGACAAGCCGGUUAUGGACUGGGAGCACUGUACUAAGAACAUCGCUUCGAAGCGCGGGCAUGAAGGGAGCUUCGUGCCGACGUGGAAGGCGAUGCAGGAGUGUGUGAGGAAAGGAAAGGCGAAGGCUGUUGGUGUGUCGAAUUUCUCGAUCACGGAGAUUGAGGAGUUGCUGCCGCACGAGGGGGAUGUGCCGGUGGCGUGUAAUCAAGUCGAAUGUCAUCCGUGGCUGCCACAACGGGAGAUGGUGGAGUUUGCGAAGAAGCACGGCAUUGCGAUCUCGUGCUACUCGCCUUUCGCCGGGCAGAAGGCGGAUGGGGCAACGCUGUUGAAGGACGAGAAGGUUGUCAAGUUGGCGGAGAAGAAUGGGAUGGAUGUUGGGCAAUUUUUACACAGCUGGGCGGUUCAAAGAGGGACUGUGCCGUUGGGGAAGAGUGCGACGCCGCAGCGGAUCACGUCGAAUCUGGAUGUCAGGCGUUUGAGUGAUGAGGAUAUGAGGGCGUUGGAUGGGUUGGAGAUUGAGGAUGGGAAGGGGAGGACGAUUGACUUCACGGAGGCUUGGGGGGUGCCGCUGUAUACAGACUGA
Molecule: messenger RNA, 1023 nt
Organism: Saxophila tyrrhenica
Lineage: Eukaryota; Fungi; Ascomycota; Dothideomycetes; Mycosphaerellales; Extremaceae
Exons: 1
Coding region: 1-1023 (340 amino acids)
Cellular component (GO): cytosol
Molecular function (GO): aldose reductase (NADPH) activity
Source: RefSeq, a predicted model, not a curated record